This is a messenger RNA of Coccomyxa subellipsoidea C-169, 3850 nucleotides long. RefSeq names its product RNI-like protein. NCBI's taxonomy places the organism in Eukaryota, Viridiplantae, Chlorophyta, Trebouxiophyceae, Coccomyxaceae. Gene Ontology annotation, molecular function: protein binding. The transcript has 15 exons. Gene Ontology annotation, cellular component: SCF ubiquitin ligase complex. Bases 1 to 2763 code for a protein of 920 amino acids. Gene Ontology annotation, biological process: SCF-dependent proteasomal ubiquitin-dependent protein catabolic process. The record is from RefSeq and is a predicted model, not a curated record.
AUGAAUGCAGUCCCGGUUUUUGCGCCCUCAAGCGGUGAUGCGGUCGAGGGGGUGCUCCGCAAUCCAGACAUCCUCAGAUUGUUGUUCUCGCAACUCGACCUGCCGGAUCUCAUUCGUGUCGGAGCCUCGUGCAAGCAGUGGUAUGCAGUGGCGGAGAGUGACGAGUUUUGGAGGACAUUGGACUUCCAGCACCGGAGCAUUCGACAAGAGGAGGCACGCCUGCUGGGCAUCGUCAAGAGGCAUCCCCAUAUCCUUUCGCUCAAUAUCACAGGCGUCCAACAGACAGCACGCUCGCUGCUGGCGCUCCUCGUGUGCCUCAAAAGCUUGCGGGAGCUGAGCAUGGGAGGAGGCUGCCUCAGCGAACCAGAGCUGUUGCAAGUCCACACCAACCUUCCAUCCCUACAGCAGUGGAGUGUCUCUCAAGCCGACCUCGGCCGCUCCAGCAUGACAGAGGUGCUCCUGUCGCACGCGACGCUGCCGAGGCUGGUGCUUCGAAAGUGCCGCGGCAGCCGAUUGGUGGUGCGCUGCAUGGCGCUGCGCGAGCUGUUGAUCGAGAGCUGCUCCUUCCUGUCACUGGCCUUUGCCACGCCCGCGCUGGCCUCCCUGGAGCUGCGCGACUGCCAGAAGAUCGCCGACGUGGGCCUGCGCGCUGCGCUCACCCGCCUCACCAUGCUCAAGUCCCUCGACGUCAGCUACAGCGUCCCGCUGUCUGACGACACCCUCCGAGAGGUGGGCCUAGCAUGCGUGCACCUGACGAGCCUGCGCGCGGCCGGCUGCCCAGGCCUCACACUGAACGCGAUGCAGGGCUUCCCAGAGCUGCGCCACCUCGACCUGAGCAGCUGCGACUGCAUCGCGCCCGCCACCGCGGUGCCUGCGCUGGAGCGGUGGACCAACCUGGAGUCGCUGAACCUGGACCACUGUGGCCUGCUCACGCACCUCACACUGUCGCUGCCGCGCCUACGCAGCAUCUCCCUCCGCCACUGCCGCGCCCUCGCAACCGUGGACCUGCAGUGCCUGUGGCUGGAGAAUGUGGAGCUGGGCGCGGAGGCAAGCUCCUCAUUGCGCGCAAUAGAGGGUGUCGCCCCGGCGGGCGGUGUGGAGGUCAGAAAGCCGCAGGUGCUGAAGCGGGUGGUGCUGGCCUCCAACGCCAUGACCAAGCUGGUCUGGCGCGCAUGCCCCUCGCUGGAGCACGCGAUCCUGGCCUGCCCCUACCUGCGCGAGGCACACUUCGAGUCCUGUGAUUUACUAGGAGAUGAGGUGCUGCGCACGCUUGGCGACGGCACGCUGCCCACCCAGCAGCUGCCCCCCCGCUACACGCACCUGCCCCUGCGUGGCGGCUGCCCCCGUCUGCGGUGCCUGAGCCUGCACAACUGCAGCGGGCUGAAGAAGGCGAAUUUGGUGAGCUCCAGCAUUGAGCGCCUGAGCCUGGCCAACUGCCGCGGCCUAAAGAACCUCGUCCUCAACUGCCCCUCCCUGCAGGUCCUCCAGCUGGAGGAGUGCAACGACCUGCUGAGCAUCGACCUGCAAGCCAUCGGCAUGACCAGCCUGUCGCUGGGCACCUGCCCGCACCUGACCUCCCUCGCCCUCAACGCCCCCGUCCUGCGCACCCUUGACCUCAAGGGCUGUGGGAUGCUGUCGUCGCUGGUGCUGGACUGUCCGGCGCUGGAGUGCCUGGACGCGACCUUCUGCGGGCGCCUGGGACGCAGCGCGCUGGCCUGGGUGGUCAAGAGCGCGCCGCCGCUGCACACCCUCGUGCUCUCCGUCUGCUCCCACCUAGACGGCGCCGCGCUGGAGGCCCUGGGCACCCUCCACACCCUGCGCCUCCUCGACCUCUCCUACACCGAGAUCCAGGCACGCCUCCUGGAUCUGGACCUGGUGUUUGCGGCCUGCCCGGGGCUGGAGACGCUGAAGCUGUCGUCGUGCGCGUGCUUGCGCGAGGACGCACUCAACGCGCUGCUGCCGCCCGUAGAGAGCCGCCACGCCGCCAGCAUGGACACCGACGACGCCGUGUCCCCUUCGGGGCCCUCCCAGUCCAAGGCGGCGAAGAGGUGGCACGCGCUGACCAGCUUGAAGGAGCUGGAUGUCAGCUACUGCUCACUCUCCACCAGCGUCCUCUCCAACGUCAUCUCCAGAGGCUCCACCCUCCAGGUGCUGGCAAUAAACGGGUGCGCGGGAGCGACGCAGGACAUAUGGGGCGGGCUGCACGCGGCGGGGGCGGCGACGUUGGCGCUGCAGUCGCUGUCGGCGGUGGGCUGCAAGAAGCUGCGCUCCUGCUGGCUGGGCCUGCAGCCGGCGUCGCCCGCCGACGCCGACACGCAGCAGCGCCUGCUCUCCGCCAACAUGUACUCGCCCCCCUCCUCCUCCGACACCGCCUGGACCCAGGUCCCUGUCUCCGUCUCUGGGCUGCAAACGCUGCGACUCGGGCUCUCGGGCGUGCGUAGCCUGGCUCUGGCGCUGCCGUCGCUGACAUCGCUGGACGUCAACAACACCGCCGAGCUACGCUGCCUCGAGCUGCGCUGCCCCGCCCUCCUCACCGCCUACGUCCAGGCCUGCAAGGUGCUGCCGGGGCAGCUGCUGGAGCGCGCGUUCUGCAGCUGCGCGGAGCUGGAGACGCUGGACGCGCAGCACAGCGAGGUGCCGGCAUCCGCGCCUGCCCGCCUGCGCGCCUGUUGCCCGCACCUGCGCGUUUUCCUACACACGCCCACGCCGCAGCCAUCGCCCGCCCCCAACUCCUUCUGCGACAGCCCCGAGCCCUCCGAAUAGACUGUUCUAGGCCUCAGGCGUAUAAUCAGGUGAUAUCUUAGCGUCCAGGCACAUUUUGGGAAUUAUCCAGUGCUUGUGCGACAGCCCCGACCCCUCAGACUAGGCGUCAGAGCGUGCCUCAGGCGUGAAUAGGCUGUGAGGUUUGUAACGUCCAGCCAAAUGGCCCCUUUGGGAAUUUUAAUGCCUGUGCAACAGCUGAAAGAGGACUGUGGACUGGGUACUUGGUGCACGGUGAUAACAACAGGGAUGAUGGGUUCAAUGUCAGCUGGGCAGAGCAUGCGCAACUGUUUUGUAGCGUACAGUCCAUCUUUGGGAUGAGAACAUAUGGGCUUGAAGAGUUCUUUGAGGGCUGGCUGGUGAGCGUCCCAGGCUCUUUUUACAUUUGCAAACACAGGUGGCUAGGAAAGAACACAUGAGCGAACGAUAAUCUCAUGAGAUGAAAUUCAAAUGAGAUUCAGUUGACUGGUAACAUCUAUUCUGGGUCAUCGUUGGUCAUUACAGAUAGCUUAAUGGAUUGUGCACACUGUGGACUGCCACGAAGAUGCAGGGCAUGCAUGGUAGGCAUGCGGUGGCUAGUAUGAGGUGUUUGUCCUGAGCUGAUUCCACAUGGCAAUCAUCAUGAUACUGUACUACCGAGCAUGGACAUGUCGUGGUUGUAUAGAAUGUCGCGGUACCUUUGGUGGAUCAUCUCUGAUCAAUGAUAUCUGAGCCAGUGCACAUAUGUCAUUGCUGUGGGACUUUUUGAAAAGCGCAUGUGCUCUUCAAGAAGUUCAUCAUGGCCGCUAGCUGUCCUCAACUCCUGCACUGAUAUGACUGCACGGUGCCGUGUGUAGAACUGAAUACUUUUAAUAAUUCAAGUUACUGCAGCGAGCAAUGGGUUGCAAAGUUGAGUUGAACAUUGCAUGUUGGCAGCCCAGCUUGGCCGUGUGCAUGCAGGCCCGGGCACUGCUAGGCUAGCUCUAGCCAACUGGCUGGCUUGUAAAAUAUGGCUGGGCCUCUCAGCAGCAACAGCAGCUACCUCAGCAUCUCUUUUGUAAUGCACCAUCCACCUGAGCUUUUCAGCCUGGGUUCUUGUAAAUUCAUUCCU